Molecule: messenger RNA, 2521 nt
Organism: Brienomyrus brachyistius
Lineage: Eukaryota; Metazoa; Chordata; Actinopteri; Osteoglossiformes; Mormyridae
Product: ran GTPase-activating protein 1-like
Exons: 16
Coding region: 162-1874 (570 amino acids)
Biological process (GO): nucleocytoplasmic transport; signal transduction; activation of GTPase activity
Cellular component (GO): nucleus; cytosol; perinuclear region of cytoplasm
Molecular function (GO): small GTPase binding; GTPase activator activity
Source: RefSeq, a predicted model, not a curated record
UGUGUUUAUCACUUUUCGAAAUUCAAACGCUGAUUGAUAAUAUGUAAUUUAAUAGUUUCUGAAUUCUGUCGUUUCUUUAGGCAUUCAACUGGCGGUAAAAAUGCGCCCGCGGCUGGAUGAAUUAGCAGUGUGUACCGGAACUUCGCCUUCCUAGUAACCGGAUGGCUUCGAUCGACAUCGCUCAGCUGGCUGACUCUCUGGCCAAGACCCAGGUGGGGGAUGGAGAGCUGAGUUUCAAGGGCCGAGGAUUGAAGCUGGACAGCGCCCAGUCUGUGGAGGAGUUGGUGCGAGAAAUCGAGGCUUUCCGGGAGCUGCAGGCCUUGAGGCUGGAGGGGAACACAGUGGGCGUGGAGGCCGCAAUGGCCAUCGCCAGGGCACUGGAGAGCAAGAGUCAGCUGCAGUUCUGCUACUGGAGUGACAUGUUCACCGGCCGCCUGCGAUCUGAGAUCCCUCCAGCGUUGACCUCCCUGGGCAAUGGUCUGAUAAGAGCAGGGGCACGGCUGACUGAGCUAGACCUGAGUGACAAUGCUUUCGGACCCGAUGGUGUGAGGGGGAUCGAGGCGCUGCUCAAGAGCGCCUCCUGCCACAGCCUCCGGGAACUGCGGUUGAACAACUGCGGCAUGGGAGUCGGGGGCGGCAAGAUCCUCGCUGCAGCAUUGAUGGAGUGCCACACACAGUCUGCGAUGCUGGGCACGGCCUUCCGGCUCAAGGUGUUUGUCGCUGGGCGGAACCGGCUGGAAAAUGAAGGGGCCACAGCGCUCGCACAAGCUUUCCAGGUGCUGGGUAGCCUGGAGGAGGUGCACAUGCCCCAGAACGGCAUCAACCAUCGGGGGGUGAGGGCUGUGGCCGGCGCCAUGCAGUUCAAUCCACAGCUGCGUGUGCUAAACUUCAACGACAACACGUUCACCAAGAAAGGCGCCAUCGCCAUGGCGAAGGCCCUGACCUACCUGCGCAAUGUCCAGGUGAUCAAUUUUGGCGACUGCCUGGUGCGCUCCGAAGGUGCCUUGGCCAUAGCUGAAGCCCUGAGAGAAGGGUUGCCCAUCCUUAAGGAGCUCAAUCUCUCAUUCGGUGAGAUAACGGAGGAAGCAGCUCUGCUGGUGGCUCAUGCUGUUAAGGACAAAAGCCAGCUGGAGAAGCUGGACCUUAAUGGUAAUUGUCUGGGUGAGGAGGGCUGUGAGGCUCUGAAGGACACCAUGGACGCCAUGAACAUGGGCAACACCUUGUGCUCACUCAGUGAUGAUGAGGGAGAGCUGGAGGAUGAUGAAGAGGAUGCUGAUAGCGAAGAAGAGGAGGAGGACGAAGAUUCUGAGCUUCAGGAUGAGGAAGGCGAAGAACCAGUUGCAGUAACAGGAAAUGGGGUGUCCACACCCGACGAGUCCUCGAUACCUGUGGACAUUGACUCCUUCCUCAGCGCCCCCUCUCCCGGCAAGCUACUCGACCUCGGAACCAAGCGGAGCCUGCUGAUCGAGCAACAGGUCGACGUGUCAGACGCUGGCAAGACAGCAGCGAUGUUCCUGAAGAUCUCGUCUGUGUAUGGAGAAGAUCCCGAGGUCAGGAGAGCUGUGCUGGAGAGCACUGACGCAUUGCUGAAGAAGGCCUUCUCCUGUCCGUCCUUCCAGACCUACGACUUCAUCUCCAGCCUGAUGACGAUGUUGGCGCUGCUCAAGAACGAGGACAAUGCGAAGACCCUUCCGGUGGUGCCAGGUCAUCUGCUGGUCUUGGAGCAUGUGGUGCGGCAGGUCUACUUCCCGAGGGACCACCUCGGCACGCUGGACGCUCUUGUGUCCCGGCAAAGCCAAGCCUUUGAAUCCUGUGCCAGCGCUUGGAACAACCUCAAGACCACCUUGGAAAGAAGGAUCCGACUGGAGUGCUGAGAGCGACCCCAUGGCCCAGGACCGCCAAAGUGCUACAUCCUGGGCAGUACUGGACCAAGGCUCUGAAGCAGCCUGUACUAUGCUCCACUCAGGACACACAGACUGUCUCUCACACCCACAGACAGACACGCACCACCUUGCUGUGCUGCUGCACGACUGGGCAAACACGGACGCUCCGUGUUCAACUCCAGCAGAGCAACUGAAGGCUGCAUAUCAACAUCAGAAGAGUUUUAUUACUGUGCUGCUUAUUUGUUACAAAAGUAUGGAGAAGGGACUAUGUAUGAAAACAUGGGUAGAUUCAGAUUUCCUGCACCGGACUGUGAUCUAUAGGGGUGUGAAUGGUGACCCAGCCCAGCUGGGAGGCUUCUACGCAUCAGUGCCUUUUUCUAAUGGAUGUUGUUUCUGUCGUUUACACUGCAUACAUGUCGCAGCCUGUCUUUUGGUACUGAUAUCUGACCUUUUGAGGAAGGAUCAUGGUUGUUCUGCACAGGAACAGGUCAUUCGCUUAGCCGCUCGCUGAGGUUAUGGUACCGUCCUGGGCGCAUGUAGGAAGGGAAAUGUAAUCAGGCUCAGUGCUCAGUUAUUUCAUAUCUGUCUGCUGUAUAAUUUCAGUGAUAUGUUCUAUUAUACUUUUCUAAAAACAGACA